UCCAAACAUGGGCUUCGAAAAGCUUUCGAUUGCCGCAAUAGCGCAGAAUAAAAAGCUGUAUCUUGUGGUCGGAGGAGCGGGUGCUGCGGUGGUCUGCUUGAGUCUGGCGUGGAGAAGUUUAAGGAGUAGAGAAAAGGUCCGAGUUGGAGUUGUAUCGCAACUUUUAGUUCACCCUCUGAAGUCCGGGAAAGGCAUCUCAGUGGCUUUUGCAGAAUGCCACCACAUCGGAUUAAAACAUGGAGAACUUAUGGAUCGGCACUGGCUGGUGGUCAAGGAGGACGGUCACAUGGUGGCAGGGAAGCAGCAGCCGCGGCAGGUGCUGGUGGCCCUGACCAGCGACGGUGGGAGGCUAUGUCUGAACGGUCCUGGCAUGGAAGAGCUUCAGAUGCCCCUUCAGCAGCCCCACAACCCCAUCAUGGACUGCAGGGUGUUCGGUACGGACAUCCAGGGGAGGGACUGUGGUGACGAGGCAGCCCGCUGGAUCACCCGCUUUCUGGGGGGGGAGAUAGGCUACCGUCUGGUGCACUUUGAGCCCCACAUGGAGCCCCGCAGGUCUGCCGACCAGGAGAAGCUGUUCUCCCAGGACGAGAAGGUGGCAUAUCCUAACGUUGGGCCUGUGAUGCUGCUGUCAGAGGCGUCAGUUGGAGACCUCAACGGCAAGCUGCAGAAGGACGUUACGGUGGAGAGAUUCCGUCCUAAUAUCGUCGUCAGCGACUGCAAUGCUUUUGAAGAGGAUUCUUGGACGGAGCUGCUGAUUGGCAAUGUUAGACUCCAUCGUGUAAUGGCAUGUGGAAGGUGCAGUUUCAUCACCGUUGACCCAGAAACUGGUAUUAUAAGCAGGAAAGAGCCCCUGGAAACACUAAAGGGAUAUCGACAGUGCCAACCGUCUGAGGCAGAAAUCUACAAAAAAUCACCGUUGUUUGGACAAUUUUUCACCGUGAAAAAGACGGGAAUCAUACAGGUUGGGGAUGUCGUAUAUCGGAUUGGUCGCUAGGAAGUGGAAAAAUGGUUGUUUGCUGUUGGUGAUCACUGUCAUUUAGAACUCUUUAGCAGCAAGGCCAGUUCCU
Messenger RNA from Gadus macrocephalus (Pacific cod), 1067 nucleotides. RefSeq names its product mitochondrial amidoxime-reducing component 1-like. Gene Ontology annotation, cellular component: mitochondrial inner membrane. Gene Ontology annotation, biological process: nitrate metabolic process. The transcript is spliced from 7 exons. Lineage: Eukaryota; Metazoa; Chordata; Actinopteri; Gadiformes; Gadidae. The coding region runs from base 8 to 994 and encodes 328 amino acids. Gene Ontology annotation, molecular function: nitrate reductase activity; molybdopterin cofactor binding; pyridoxal phosphate binding. The record is from RefSeq and is a predicted model, not a curated record.